CUAGGUCUAGGAAGUUGGGCUUUUCUGUCUGGCCCACAAAGGAUUGUUUACAGCUGGGCCUAGGUGAAAUGCCCUGCCUGCAUAUCGAAGCCGGUUCCCUUACUGGGGUUUUGCCUGGUGUCCUUAUGGGCCUGAGGCAACAGGGUGGAGGUCAGUCCUUCACUGAGGAAGUUGAGAUUCUUCCCAACCAGUAUCAGCGGUCCUCCAUCAAAGAGGAGGCUCUUCAUCGCAGCUCUGGAGCUUCUCCUGUCCGUCCUGGGCCCACAGAAGUAAGACCCCAGUAAGCCUGUGUGCUUGCUGCGAUGCUUUGCUUUUCCUUGGAUGGCCAGUGAUCAUAAACUUGGGGUUCUGAAGACUACAAGCUUCCAGGACCUGCGGCACGGACUACAGGGCCUAGUUCUACUUUGGGUUCGAGACCUGUCCGGCCAGGAUACCAGGGGGGGGGGAGAGGGUGUCGACGUUUCUAUUAUAGCUACAUGCCACUCCGACUGGACGUGGGAGGGGUCCCACCUCAUCGUGUCGUUUUGAUUCCUAAUUUUAAGCCUGGAUUUUGACUUCGACAUGAGCAGUGUCUUGGAAUUUCAUUUCUAUCUCUUCCACCGUUUAGAAGUUGAAUGCAACUUCCGACACGGAGAAGGCAAGGGCUCCGUGAUGGUCAUUCAGUUCCAAGAGGGAGCUCAGCUCACCACCGGGCCCACGCCGCCGGGCGGGUAGGGAAAUCCUUCUCUAACAGCCAAUGGCCGGACCAGACUACCGGGUCAGUACAGAUUGUGAUUGACCCAACUAGGCGGAAAGCCCGCUGGCUUCAAGCCCAUUAGGCUUUAAUUGGCUGUGGCUCGCAAUUACUUUUCAGAGUUGGUGAUAAACUCCGCCUUCAAAGGCAUUUGAUAACAGGGUUACGUUUGGCAAGGCAAACGCUGAUUGGCCAGAGCGCUCACGGAUUGGGUCGGUAGUAAACACAACCAGGCUCCUGAGGCCGUAGAUUGGUCAGUUUUUUAGGGGGCCGAGUAAAUUCCUCCGGUUCCGUGAGCGGCUGGCUACAAUUCAGCUCAGGCCCCGCCCUCCCCUUUGAUGAUUGGUGAAAAUCCGGCUAGAGGGGCGGAGGAAUGAAGCGGGUUUAGGUGAUCUCGUAUUGCGUCACUUCCGCUUACUGAGGGUUGCCGUAGCCUUGUUCACAGAGAGCCUCGACGAACCGGCUGUAGGAGCCGAGUGACUCGGGGAGGGGUGGGCGGGAGGAAGGCGGGCGGAAGGCAGAGGACGUCCCAUUCACCGAAACGCCAGUCUGGACGUUCCCGCCUCCUCCGACAGUGUCAGGUCGGCUCCGAGAAGGGUCACCGCCUCCUCCAGUGAGGAGAAAGGGGGCGGAGCCCGACCCAGGUGGAUAAGUAGAAGAUGUCAUAUUUAUUUGAAUUUUUUGGAGAUUGGAGAAAAUACUGUGCUGUAGUCAUGAUUGAUGACUUGUCUUAGGUCAUUUGAAAAGAUGAGCGGGGUGUUUUCACUUUUUCUGGAGAAUUUGCUUUUCCUUUGCUAAAGUCUUGUGAUUCUUGAUGAAGCUGUUUGGCAGUAGCCAAAAGAGUGGGGAGGGAAGAGACCAGAUGGACAGAGGAGAAAGAAUUUCAGAGAAAAGCCCUUAAGCCAAAGGAAGGCCUUCCACUAUUUGCUUUAACUCUUCUGGACAUUUCAGCAACUUGGGAAGACUGACUUGGUCACUGGCACCAUUAGUGACCCUGCCAGGUAUCAGCAGAGGCCAUACCCCUCAUUUCUUGGAUCCAUUGGGCAGGAUCCCAAUACACAAACAGGGUUGUGAAGAUGUUACUUUAGAACCUACCCUCAGACCACAAAUGAAAGAAUGAUAAUGGAUUUUCCAGGUCACUUUGAACAGAUCUUCCAGCAACUCAACUACCAGAGACUCCACAGCCAGCUCUGUGACUGCGUCAUUGUGGUGGGGAACAGACACUUCAAAGCCCACCGCUCCGUGCUGGCAGCAUGCAGCACGCAUUUCCGAGCCUUGUUCUCCGUGGCAGAAGGGGACCAGACCAUGAACAUGAUCCAGCUGGAUAGCGAGGUGGUGACGGCCGAGGCCUUCGCCGCACUGAUUGACAUGAUGUACACCUCCACGCUCAUGCUGGGGGAGAGCAAUGUCAUGGAUGUCUUACUGGCAGCCUCUCACCUGCACUUGAACUCUGUCGUUAAGGCAUGUAAACACUACCUGACGACAAGGACGCUGCCCAUGUCCCCCCCCAGCGAGCGCGCGCAGGAGCAGAGCGCCCGCAUGCAGCGCUCCUUCAUGCUGCAGCAGCUGGGGCUGAGCAUCGUGAGCUCGGCCCUCAACUCCAGCCAGGGGGUGGAGGAGCCCCCGGCCCCGCUGAGCUCCUCCCUGCGCGCUAACCUGGACCAGCGCACGCCCUUCCCCAUGAGGCGCCUUCAUAAGCGCAAGCAGUCGGCCGAAGAGCGGGCCCGGCAGCGGCUCCGCCCGGCCAUGGACGAGUCUGCCGUCUCGGACGUCACCCCGGAGAGCGGGCCUUCGGGCGUCCAUCCUCGGGAGGAGUUCUUUUCUCCAGACUCCCUGAAAAUGGUGGACAACCCUAAGCCCGAUGGCAUGACCGACAACCAGGAGGACGGCGCUAUCCUGUUUGACCAGUCUUUCGGCGCCCAAGAAGAUGCGCAGGUGCCCAGCCAAUCGGACAACAGCGCCGGCAACAUGGCCCAGUUGUCCAUGGCCUCUCGCGCCACUCAGGUGGAGACGAGUUUUGAGCCGGAGACCGUUGCCGCCGCCGCCGCUGAGAAAAGCGGUUUCCCGUGCGAAAACCCCGAGGUGGGCCUUGGUGAGAAGGACCACAUGCGGGUGGUGGUGAAAUCCGAGCCGCUGAGCUCCCCCGAGCCGCAGGACGAGGUGAGCGAUGUCACCUCGCAGGCGGAAGGCAGCGAGUCCGUGGAGGUGGAAGGAGUCGCCGUCAGUGCCGAGAAGAUCGACCUCAGCCCCGAAAGCAGCGACCGCAGCUUUUCCGAUCCGCAGUCCAGCACCGACAGGGUGGGCGACAUCCACAUUUUGGAAGUCACCAACAACCUUGAACAUAAGUCCACUUUUAGUAUCUCCAACUUUCUCAACAAGAGCAGAGGAAGUAACUUCAGUACAAGUCAGAACAAUGACGACAACAUCCCGAACACCACUAGUGACUGCAGGCUGGAGGGGGAGGCCCCUUACUUGUUGAGUCCCGAGGCCGGGCCUGCAAGCGGGCCUUCCUCUGCCCCCGGCUCCCACGUGGAGAAUCCAUUCAGCGAGCCUGCAGACUCCCACUUCGUCAGACCUAUGCAGGAGGUGAUGGGCCUUCCCUGUGUGCCGACCUCAGGUUACCAAGGAGAACAGUUUGGGAUGGAUUUUUCCAGGUCUGGCUUGGGCCUCCACUCCUCCUUUUCCAGGGUAAUGAUGGGGUCCCCAAGAGGAGGAGCAAGUAACUUUCCUUACUACCGACGCAUAGCCCCCAAAAUGCCCGUGGUAACUUCUGUCAGGAGCUCACAGAUCCCUGAAAAUUCUGCCAGUUCCCAGCUGAUGAUGAACGGGGCCACAUCCUCAUUUGAAAAUGGCCAUCCUUCCCAGCCUGGCCCUCCACAGCUGACCAGGGCAUCUGCCGAUGUCCUGUCAAAGUGCAAAAAGGCCUUAUCGGAGCACAAUGUCUUGGUGGUAGAAGGAGCUCGCAAGUAUGCCUGCAAGAUCUGCUGCAAAACCUUCCUGACUCUGACAGAUUGCAAGAAGCACAUCCGUGUUCACACAGGUGAAAAGCCGUACGCCUGCCUCAAGUGUGGCAAGAGGUUCAGUCAGUCCAGCCACCUGUAUAAACAUUCCAAAACGACCUGCCUGCGCUGGCAGAGCAGCAACCUGCCCAGCACUUUGCUCUAACUCUCCGUCCUCUUGAGACCAUGUCUAGGCCAGUUCUGGGACUCUGUGGGCAGGAAGUGCCAUGGGUUGAAGGCUUCGGCUGCCAGUUUUGAUGACGCGCAAGCGAAGAGCGGUUCCAUGUCACAUUUGGGCUGCAGCCUCUCUGGGCGAAGUGUGUACCUUGCGAGAGGGAUGCGAUAUCCGGAAUGGGCUCCUUCCUUAAGGUUGAGUAAUGCAGUCCUAUAGUAGUUUGCAACUGAUAUUGUUAAAAGAGGCAUAUUUACAAAUUAAAAAUGAAAGUGAAAAAAUAAAUUUUAAAGCAAUUUUUUGUAAUGCUCUGUGAAGCAUUUAAAUUUCCUAUGUAUGCCCUCUGGUGAGAACAGUUCAUCCCUGUUCCAUGAUGCAAAAUGCACUUAUGUGUAACCAGUGGCAACUUGGGUGCCAGUCUUAAAAGGAAAGCCCUUGAGGACACACCUGUCUGCCACAGAUGCUUUAAAGUGUAUCCUGAGCCAGUCCUAGGUCUUAGCGUACUGUAUUUUUUUAAAAAAUGUGUUUGUCUGAGUUGCAGUCACAGACACUGCCCUUUGAUGGUGCUGACAUUGAGUCCAGGCGAGCGUUCUCUUGGAUUAACAGCUGUAUAUACUUUUGAAAAUAUCUCUGUUGAUUAGAUAUUUUAACUUUUUUUUCUGGCUUAAAAACAAAGUUGUAA
Messenger RNA from Perognathus longimembris pacificus (Pacific pocket mouse), 4586 nucleotides. RefSeq names its product zinc finger and BTB domain containing 5 (gene Zbtb5). The transcript has 5 exons. Gene Ontology annotation, biological process: regulation of transcription by RNA polymerase II. Gene Ontology annotation, cellular component: nucleus. Gene Ontology annotation, molecular function: protein binding; RNA polymerase II cis-regulatory region sequence-specific DNA binding; DNA-binding transcription factor activity, RNA polymerase II-specific. Bases 1850 to 3898 code for a protein of 682 amino acids. Lineage: Eukaryota; Metazoa; Chordata; Mammalia; Rodentia; Heteromyidae. The record is from RefSeq and is a predicted model, not a curated record.